AUGAUCUACCUGCGUCGUCGUCAGAAGUACGCCUCCAACGCCAUCCAGACGCGCAACGCGGCGAGCGUCGGUGCGAACGGCGCCAAAGUGGGCCGUGGUCCGCCGCCAGGCGGCUUCGGAAAGCCCGGUAAAAAUUUGCCCGCUUGGGAAGGUAGAGCCGGUCGUCUAAUGCCCGUCCUCCCAGCGCCUACUUUUCCUCUCCGCUCAGGCCUCCUCUCCCUCCACGCGCACACCAGCCAAUCACGUGUCGGUGUGGUUGGUGGGGUGCGUUAG
Messenger RNA from Mesocestoides corti, 273 nucleotides. The record is from the annotation of a GenBank genome assembly. Lineage: Eukaryota; Metazoa; Platyhelminthes; Cestoda; Cyclophyllidea; Mesocestoididae.